AUGCCGGCAAGCCUGCAAGCUCGAACGUUGGGAUCUGCCAGACGAGCUUGCGCAGGUGAGACAGGCUCCAGAGCUCCACCGGGCAGAGACUUUGCUUUUGCACGCAGGUGCAAGCUGGAAAUCUUCGAAUUGGUCAGGAGUUCUGUACCCGCCAACGUCUUGAAGCUGGCCUUCGAUCCUGACUUGCCCGUGGAAGUCUGGGUGCCUCCGCCCGUCGAGCUCGCGAGGAAGGUAGCAGCGCUGGAUGAUCCGCACACGAAGCAGGACAAUGCCGUGGGCGGAGGUCGCUUUUGCCCACGCCUUCCAAGUUGCAAUCGUUGCAGGUCAUUUUCUCCGGGAGGCUUCAUCGACAUGUCUUGCAACGGUAUGCGCCAACAUGCAAGCGCCUGGUAUGUGCAUGGCUUGAAUCUGGUGAUGGACGCAAGCCGCCGGAUUGAGGUGUGUGCGGAGGUGAGACACUCCAGGGUGCGUGUCUGGAGCUCAAGAGGAGAGAGCAAGACACGUUGUACGCCAGCUGGCGGGUCUUUACCACAUAUCGUCUCUGGCUCCAAAGAGACGGUGCCCGUCCUCGCAUCGACUCGCAUGGCUCCUUGCGCUUGGAUGUGGGAGACGCAGGGUCCAGCCGCCGCGACCACCGCGGCCGGUCUCGGCGUGCAUGGCAGGAGCAAGUUGGCGCCGUGUGAGUCGUCUUUCGCUCGAGGUCCGCUUUGUCCCCCGGAGUCACACUGCAAGAAUUCCCGGCCUGGCCCCACCCUCCUGCCCCCAAGCGUCGCAUUCCCGUGGUUCCGCAACGUCCUGCAAACAUAA
Molecule: messenger RNA, 807 nt
Organism: Symbiodinium sp. CCMP2456
Lineage: Eukaryota; Dinophyceae; Suessiales; Symbiodiniaceae
Source: the annotation of a GenBank genome assembly